CACUGUUGGUUGCAGGGACGCUGUCACACCCCGCUGCCAGCCCUGUCACCCCCGUGCCCUCGGAGGCUGCUCGUCCCGCGGGGGAAGGUGCCGGGAUGCCGGGAGAGCAGCCCCGGCCGCACCCAGCCGGGAGCGGGGCACACGGGGAGCCGGGGCAGCCCGUGAGCCGCAAGGGCAGCAGCGCUUCGGCGUCGGGGCUGAAGAAGCUCCUGUGCAGCCUGAGCCAGAGCACCAAGCAGCGCCUGGGCCGCUUCCGCUGCUACAGCAUGGAGCAGCUCCCGGCUCCUGGAGGCUCCCCGCCGGGCGGCCCCAGCCUCAAGAAGUCACCGUCCCUGCAGUCCCUGCAGCUGGUGUCACCCUUCUGUCAGCCCCAAAAAGCUGCCUCUACCCAGAGCCUGCAUGUCCAGCUGGGCAAGGCACCCCGUGCCAGUGCCUACCUCCUGCCCCAGACCACGGCUGACAGGAAGGGGGGCUCAGGGCCGCAGCGCUCGCUGAGCGUGGAGGACAUCGGGGCGCCCGGCCAGCUGCGCGCGGUGGGGCGCGUGGUUGAGGUCUUCCCUGAUGGCACCAGCCAGCUGGAGCUGCAGCGACCUCCCGACGGCGCCUUCGGGUUCUCCGUCACCUCCGGACACGGCCGGCCCGACACAGGUGUCUACGUGCAGGAGAUGGCGGAUGCCGGCACAGCCAAGCUCUACGCGGGGCUCCUGGGCGUGGGGGACGAGAUCCUGCAGGUCAACGGCGCGGCCGUCUCGGGGCUGGGGCUGGCCCGCAUCCGCCAGCUGCUGCUCCAGGCGGACACCCUGGCCCUGCGCGUGCUCCGGCACCGCCCCGCGCCACGGUAGCCCCGGCACGGCUCCUGCGAAGCCUGCAGGGAGCAGGAGGCUGUCCCAGUGUUGGGAGAAGGACGAUGUCCCGGUGAUGUCCCAGGAUGGCGUGGCAUGGACCAAGCUGCCUCACAGUGCCAGGACCUGCCCGGCUCCACAGCAGUGGGGGCAGGUGGCUCUCCUUGUCCCCCUAGGACAGAGUGUGGGACCAAGGACACCCCAGAAUCUCUAGGAGCUGCCUAAGUGUGGGGGAGAGGGGACAGCCUGGCCCCAACAGAGCUGGGUGGGUCUGUCCUGCUGGGCAUGACCAGCAUGGGGACACCCCAUCUGUGACCCCAGGAGACAGAGGGCUUCCUGCCAGCACUGCCACCUUGUGCUGGAGGGCUGAUGAGGUUCUUUUAAAUUAUUUCAAACUGAAAAAUACAUCUCUGCAAUAACAAAACAAUGCCCUUGGCUUGUGGCAUGGAGGGGCUGGGGUGGUACUUGUAGCCCUGGGGCCUUUGCUUCUUGUUUUCUCAUGGCCCUGCUGCUCCACCAGCCACCUCCUGACCCUGCUGGGGGGGCCCUGGGCAGGCAGACACGGGGCUCAGCCACCUGCAGGGCUCCUUGGGGGUUUUUUGGGAUUCUUUUUUCCAGCCGUGGAAGGCAAAACACGUCCUUGGAAUGACUGUCUCCAGCAGCAGUGGCAUGGCAGCAAUGGCUGCCCUCUGCACAGUGGUGCCCCACAUCUGGGUACAGCUGUCUGCAGCAACCUCACAGCUGGGCACAGCUGCCCACAAUGCUGAGGUGACCCCAGAAACUGCAGAUGCUGCUUAUGCCUCAAAAACCAGGAAGGUGAUGCCUGGCAAAUGCCGGUGGGAGAGCUCUUCCCACUCCCUGGUGCCAGCAGACCCUGAGCUUGUCCCGGGAGCAAGAGUCAGGCAAGAAGGAGCGGAGAUCUACGCUGCUGCACCUUUAUUUAGUGUUAAAGGGAGGGGCACCACCAGCGACAGAAAAGCAAACGUGUACGGGGAAAGGGAGCAGAGACACUCGGGUGGCUUGUGGUGAUAUCAGCAGCUGGGCCACCCUCUGGACUACCAAAGGAGCAGUCCUGCAUGGGAAUCGUUCCCGAAGGAUGCACAACCACGCUGCAAGUAACGCGGGGAUCAGAGGUGUGCAAACACCGGCAGCGAGCCCCGCUCCCUGGCCAGACCCGCGCUCCCGGGAACCUGCUCUUGGAGAGGUACAGACCCACGGAGUGGCACAGACACCGCUACAGCCAGCCUUGGAAAGCAAACAGCACCCAUCCCUGCAGGGAUGCUCUGCAAGGAUAAGGAGCUACUGGAAUCACGAGCGCGGGUGGGCGCCGAGGCACCACGUGUGCGUUACUGAGGAGCACCCGGGCGGGCGGGGAGGCUCCGUCCAGCCCCGCCCGGCUGCGGAAGGCACGGAGCCGCCGGCUGAGCAUCCAGCGUCUGCGGGAGGGACAGGGGGGCCACCCAGACCUCGCAGGGAGCCACGAAGCCG
Messenger RNA from Cyanistes caeruleus (blue tit), 2330 nucleotides. NCBI's taxonomy places the organism in Eukaryota, Metazoa, Chordata, Aves, Passeriformes, Paridae. The record is from RefSeq and is a predicted model, not a curated record.